AUGCGUCUGCGUUCCGUAGACGCAGUCGAGCCUGUUGAGGUAGCUGUUGACUCUGGUGCUGCUAGGGGUGCUGAGCCUGGGGGUGCUGAGCCUGGGGUUGCUGAGUCUGGGGGUGCUGAGCCUGGGAGUGCUGAGCCUGGGGUUGCUGAGUCUGGGGGUGCUGCGCCUGGGGGUACUGUGUCUGGGGGUGCUGAGACUGGAGGUCCUCCGAGUGUCCCGUCGCGGCGGGAGCCCCUCUCUCCACGGCAGCUUCGUGAGUGGUACGCUCGGCGCUGUAGCCGUGCUGCUGGAGCUGGGGGGCCUGCUACUGGAGGUGCUGCUGGUGCUGGAGCUGCUGGUGGUGCUGCUGGAGGCGCUGCUGGUACUGGGGCUGCUGGCGGUGCUGCUGGUGCUGGAGCUGCUGCUGGUGCUGGAGCUGCUGGUGGUGCUGCUGGAGGUCCUGCUGGUGCUGGAGCUGCUGGAGGUGCUGCUGGUGCUGGAGCUGCUGGAGGUGCUGCUGGUGCUGGAGCUGCUGGUGGUGCUGCUGGAGGUGCUGCUGGUGCUGGAGCUGCUGGAGGUGCUGCUGGUGCUGGAGCUGCUGGAGCUGCUGGAGGUGCUGCUGGUGCUGGAGCUGCUGGAGCCGCUGGUCCUGGAGGUGCUAGUGCUGGAGGUACUGGCGCUGCUGGAGGUCCUGCUGGUGUUGGAGCUGCUGGCGGUGCUGGAGCCACUGGUCCUGGAGGUGCUCGUACUGGAGGUACUGGAGCUGCUGGGACUGGAGCUGCUGCGGGAGUUGGAGCUGGCGGUACUGGAGCUGUUGGAGCUGGUGGUGCUGCGGGAGUUGUAGCUGGAGACCCUGGAGCUGAGAGUGCUGGUGCUGUCUCUGCUCGUUCAGGAGGCGCUGCGCGGCCGCAGCCGUACUACGUUCCGCUCCUUCAGCAGGUUCUUGGCCUCCCGCCUUCUACUGGUCCUACUCCUCCCCUACUGAGUACACCGCCGGUCCUGUCGCAGUCACAGUUUCAGCCAGCCUCUCCACUGCCUGGUCCUUCUCCUUACUCUGGACCGACUAGAGGUCUUACAGAGCGUCGUGAGCCUGAGUCUCGUCCUGCGUCGCCUGAGUCUCGUCCAGAGUCGCCUGUCCGCGCUGUCCGCACUGGUGGUCGUGUUCCGCGUGAGCGUCCUCCUCCUGUCCCUGGCACUCACUAUAUGACUCUGCGUCCUUCCACUGCUCCACAGCGUGUCCUUCUGCCGUCUCCUCCUGCGUCCUCUCUUCCUGACGGUCCGGACCCGGAGUCUGACUCCCUUCGUGCUGCCAGUCCUACUGUCACGCGUUUCCUCGCUACUGUUGUCACUGACCCUUCCUUUGAGUCCACUGCUGCGUCUGCUCUAGUGGCUGAGCUUGUUGACUUUGCUGCCGCCUGUCGUCUAGACUACGCCGCUAGCCUUGUUGCUGAGUCUGAGUCUGUCUGUCCUCCGUCCGUCGGGGGUGAGUGUGCUCUUGGCACGGACGUCCUUGAGGACAGACAGGAGGAGUUUGAGUGCUUUGCCGCUACUUUACCUCAUCUCGUGUCCAUGCUGAUUGCCCCUGAGGGAGAUCCGGAUGCACCAGACAUCCCGACCCCGCGCUCUUACGCAGAGGCGAUAGAGGGUCCCUACUCCUCUCAGUGGCAGACAGCCAUGGACGCAGAGAUGGCUUCCUGGAAGUCCACAAGCACCUACGUCGAUGAGGUUCCCCCACCUGGGGCGAACAUCGUCAGUGGCAUGUGGAUUUUCAGGGUGAAGCGGCCGCCGGGUUCUCCGCCUGUCUUCAAGGCGCGUUACGUUGCACGAGGCUUCAGUCAGCGUGAGGGAGUUGACUUCUUCCAGACCUUCUCCCCUACCCCGAAGAUGACCACUCUUCGGGUUCUGCUGCACGUCGCCGCUCAGCGUGACUACGAGCUCCACUCUCUUGACUUCAGCACUGCUUUCCUACAGGGUAGCCUGCACGAGGAGAUCUGGCUGUGCCGCUCACCUGGCUUCACUGGGUCGUUUCCUCCUGGUACCAAGUGGAGCCUCCGGCGGCCAGUCUACGGUCUCCGCCAGGCACCCCGUGAGUGGCACGACACACUGAGGACGACUCUUGCUGCUCUUGGGUUUGCUCCUUCUACUGCUGACCCGUCGCUGUUUCUACGCACCGACACCACUCUGCCGCCAUUCUACGUUCUCGUGUACGUAGACGACCUGGUGAUGUCGGAGCUGCAGAAGAGACACACGUGCACAGACCUGGGUGAGCUGAUAAGCUAUCUUGGCUUGCGGAUCACCCGGGAUUGA
Closterium sp. Naga37s-1 is the source of this 2286-nucleotide messenger RNA. Lineage: Eukaryota; Viridiplantae; Streptophyta; Zygnematophyceae; Desmidiales; Closteriaceae. The record is from the annotation of a GenBank genome assembly.